This is a messenger RNA of Ramularia collo-cygni, 1128 nucleotides long. Its product is annotated as related to DNA excision repair protein XPA/XPAC/RAD14. Gene Ontology annotation, cellular component: nucleotide-excision repair factor 1 complex. Gene Ontology annotation, molecular function: damaged DNA binding. The coding region runs from base 1 to 1128 and encodes 375 amino acids. The record is from RefSeq and is a predicted model, not a curated record. The transcript has a single exon. Gene Ontology annotation, biological process: UV-damage excision repair; base-excision repair; nucleotide-excision repair, DNA damage recognition. NCBI's taxonomy places the organism in Eukaryota, Fungi, Ascomycota, Dothideomycetes, Mycosphaerellales, Mycosphaerellaceae.
AUGGCGGACACAAACCGACCCACCACACCAAAAGCCGCGGCCCCAGUCCGCAACCCCAUCACGCCCGAACAAGUCCGCCGCAUGGAAGAAUCCCGCCUACGAGCCAAAGCCCUCCGAACCCAACAAGAAGCAGCAGCCGCCACCACUUCACGAGCAGCAGCAGCAUCAUCAACCCUUCAAUCCUCAGGAGGUCAACUCGCAGGUCAAAAACGAGCCCACGCCGCAAUAAACACAAAAGACAUCCCCGCCACAAGCAGAGAUGCCCGCAUCAAAUCUCCCAGCAGCAAUAAUGGCCUCGCCCAAUCUGCAGAUACGGACAUCCGCGCGGCUCGCAAAUUCCAAAAGUUCGUCGAGUACGACUUCAGUAAAAUGAGCGAUACAAAAGGUGGAUUCAUGACGCAGGAAGAUGAUCCACAUAAUCGCGCUUUACACGCAGGGGAAGAUGGCAAGCCGCCGAAUAUGAGUCUGAAAGAAUGGGAAUACAUUCAACUACAGAGGAAAUUACAGAAGCAGCGAGCGGGACCUUAUGAGCCGGGACUCUCAGUUUUUGAUCAGGCUACCGCGAAGAAGUGUAGGGAGUGCAAAACGUUGGAGAUCGAUUGGGCUUGGGAUGAGAUGUUACAUUGUCAGAUUUGUCAUUCUUGCAAGGAUAAAUUUCCGGAUAAGUAUUCUCUUUUGACGAAAUCUGAGGCUAGGGAGGAUUAUCUCCUCACGGAUCCGGAGUUGAAGGAUACGGAAUUGCUGCCGCAUUUGGAGAAGCCGAAUCCGCAUAAAGCUUCUUUUGCGCCUAUGAUGUUGUAUUUGAGGUAUCAGGUGGAAGAGUAUGCGUUUUCGGAGCAGAAGUGGGGGAGUGCAGAGGCGUUGGAUGUGGAGUUUGAGAGGAGGAAGAUGGAGGCCAAGGRGCGGAAGGAGAAGAAGUUUAAGAAUAAGUUGAAUGAGUUGAAGAAGAGGACGAGGGUGGAUGCUUAUAAGCGGGCGAGAGGUGGAGGUGGAGGAGAGUUUGGUGAUACGAUUGGGAAGGGAAAGCAUGAGCAUGAGUGGGGACGUUCGGUGGAGGAUCCUGAGACGGGGAUGACGAGGAGGAAGUGUAUUGAGUGUGGGAUGCAAGUGGAGGAGAUGGAGUUUUGA